AUGGCUGACCUUGCUAAGCUCAAAUCCAUGCUGAGAUCCAUUCCUGAUUUCCCUAAAAAGGGAAUCAUGUUCCAAGACAUCUUCCCCAUCUUUUUGGAUCCUCUCGCUGUUGAAAUGCUCGUGACGCAUAUUACCCAUCACAUCACAUCCUCAUUGGGAAAAGUCGACGUGGUUGUUGGUCUUGAUGCACGUGGAUUCCUCAUUGGCCCUACCAUUGCAAUGAGAAUCGGCGCUGCUUUUGUCCCAGUACGGAAACAAGGUAAAUUGCCUGGUGCUACUCGCUCUGUGGGAUAUGAAAAGGAGUACGGAACGGAUUUCUUUGAAAUGCAAGAAGAUUCCAUCAAGCCAGGACAAUCUGUACUCAUUCUCGAUGAUUUGAUUGCAACCGGAGGAUCCGCUAAAGCUGCAGGCGAGCUAGUCAAACUAUUUGGUGGAAAAGUAAUUGAAUACCUCUUCUUUAUCGAAUUGACUGCUCUAAAAGGUUCCAGUAAGCUAGACGCUCCAAUCUACUCGUUAAUGAAGUUUGACGAUUAG
Messenger RNA from Synchytrium microbalum, 534 nucleotides. RefSeq names its product adenine phosphoribosyltransferase. Gene Ontology annotation, biological process: AMP salvage; adenine salvage. Gene Ontology annotation, molecular function: adenine binding; AMP binding; adenine phosphoribosyltransferase activity. The record is from RefSeq and is a predicted model, not a curated record. Bases 1 to 534 code for a protein of 177 amino acids. Gene Ontology annotation, cellular component: cytoplasm. The transcript has 8 exons. NCBI's taxonomy places the organism in Eukaryota, Fungi, Chytridiomycota, Chytridiomycetes, Synchytriales, Synchytriaceae.